Molecule: messenger RNA, 3757 nt
Organism: Pollicipes pollicipes
Lineage: Eukaryota; Metazoa; Arthropoda; Thecostraca; Pollicipedomorpha; Pollicipedidae
Product: laminin subunit gamma-1
Exons: 22
Coding region: 97-3648 (1183 amino acids)
Biological process (GO): tissue development; animal organ morphogenesis
Source: RefSeq, a predicted model, not a curated record
GAAGGCAGGAGUGGGUCGCGGGCCACCGCAGCGUUCGUCGCCCAGCCUGCCCGCCUGCCGGCCGUGACAGGAGGCAGCGCGCUGUCUGCCUGCAUCAUGUGGCGGCUGCUGGCCGCUCUCGCGCUCUGCGCGCUCGUCCGGACGCAGCGCGCGCCCGCAGUCGAGUACAAGAACGCACAGAGCCCCUGCUACGACGCUCAGGGUCGCAGCCAGCGAUGUCAGCCGGUGUUCAUGAACGCGGCGUUCGGCCGGCGCGUGCACGCCACGAACACGUGCGGCCAGGACCGGUCCACCAACUUCUGCGGCAUCACCGAUAAGGUGUGCGAUGUCUGCGCAGCCGGCGACCCGUACAGGAAACACCCGCCCACGUUCCUCACCGACUACAACAACUUUGAGAACGAGACCUGGUGGCAGUCGGACACCAUGAUGGAGGACAUCCAGUACCCGAACCAGGUCAACCUGACGCUGGAGCUGGGGAAGGCUUUUGAUAUCACAUACGUUCAGCUAAAGUUCAAGUCGCCGAGGCCGGAGAGUUUUGCCAUUUACAAGAAGUCUGCGGCAGGCGAAGAAUGGGAGCCGUACCAGUACUACAGCUCCUCCUGCCGGGACACAUAUGGCCUGCCGGACCUGGUGUAUCUGCCGGAGGGGAACGAGGACCGAGCCGUGUGCACCAGCGAGUUCUCCGACAUCUCGCCGCUGACAGACGGCUCGGUGGCGUUCGCUACGCUCGAGGGACGGCCGGGAGCAUUGCAGUUCGACUACAACCGCCAGCUGCAGCAGUGGGUCACCGCCACCGCCAUACGCAUCACGCUGAACCGGCUGAACACGUUCGGAGACGAGGUGUUCCGCGACCCGCGCGUCUUGCAGUCAUACUACUACGCCAUCUCCGACCUCGCCAUCGGAGGCACGUGCAAGUGUAACGGCCACGCGUCCAACUGCGUGCCGAGCUCGAGCGAGUCGGGCGAGGAGCGGCUCGUGUGCCAGUGCCAGCACAACACGGCCGGCGCCGACUGCGAGCGCUGCCUGCCCUUCUACAACGACGUGCCGUGGCAGCGCGCCACGCCCGACGACCCCAGCGAGUGCAAGGCAUGCAACUGCAACGGCUACUCGAACCGAUGCUUCUUCGACAAGGAGCUGUUCGACCAGACGGGCCACGGCGGCCACUGCACCGACUGCGUGGCCAACCGAGACGGUGUGAACUGCGAGCGGUGCCAAGAGAACCACUACGAAAGGGAGGAUGGCUACUGCAUCCCCUGCGCCUGCAGCCCAGAAGGGUCGCGCAGCCUGCAGUGUAAUAUCAACGGCAAGUGCUCCUGUAAGCCGGGCGUGGGAGGCGACAAGUGUGACCGGUGCGAGAACAACUUCUACGACUUCUCGCAGCAGGGGUGCCGCGAGUGCAACUGCUACCCGCCCGGCUCGCUGGACAACGAGCCUUCCUGCGAGACCACCUCUGGCGUCUGCCGCUGCAAGGAGAACGUCGAGGGACAGAUGUGCGACCGCUGCAAGCCGGGUUUCUUCUCAAUCAGCGAGGAGAACCAGUUCGGCUGCACGCCGUGCUUCUGCUACGGCCACAGCUCCAUCUGCGACGCGGCCACGGGCUACUCAGAGGUGGUGUCGCAGACAGAGUUCGUGCGCAGUGAUGAGGGCUGGAUGGCUUCCACCUACUACGGCGACCCCGUAGCGCACGCCUACAAGCCGCUGGUGCAGCAGAUCGCCGUCAGCGCGCCGGGUCGAGAAGCCGUCUACUUCAGCGCCCCUGAUCGUUUCCUGGGUGACCAGCGGUCCAGCUACAACCAAGACAUGCUGUUCACGCUGCGGAUCGGCGAGUACGGUCCGGAGGCGUCCGUGCGAGACGUGGUGCUGCAGGGAGCUGGCAUGGAGAUCUCUCAGCCCAUUUUCGGCCAGGAGAACGCGCUACCGGACCAGAAGAGUCAAGAGUAUACGUUCCGACUGCACGAGGACUCGCAGUUUGGCUGGAGUCCGCGCCUGCGCGCGCGCGACUUCAUCUCCCUGCUCAGCAACAUCACGGCCAUCAAGAUCCGCGGCACCUACACCUCAGAGGGCAUUGGCUUCCUGGAAGAUUUCUCGAUGGUUUCUGCCCGGCGAGGUGUUCGGGGAAGAGAGGCCACCUGGGUGGAGACCUGCACCUGCCCGCCGGGGUACGUGGGCCAGUUUUGUGAGUCUUGCGAGCCCGGCUUCCGCCACGAGCCCGCCAACGGUGGCGCGUUCGCCCGCUGCGUGGCCUGCGACUGCAACGGCCACGCCGACAUCUGCGACGCGGAGAGCGGAAAGUGCAUCUGCCGGGACAACACGGCUGGGGACAACUGUGAGCUGUGCGCCCGCGGGUUCUACGGCAACGCGCUGGGUGGCGAGCCGGACGACUGCAAGCCGUGUCCGUGCCCGGGCCAGGGCGCCUGCAUCGAGCUGUACGAGGACACGGUCGCCUGCCUCGAGUGUCCCACCGGAUACACCGGUCACAAGUGCGACAUCUGCAUCGACGGCUGGUUCGGCGAGCCCGACAACGAGAUGCCGUGCCGAGAGUGCGACUGCAACGGCAACGUUGACCCCAACGCCGUCGGCAACUGCAACCGCACCAGCGGCGAGUGCCUCAAGUGCAUCCACGACACGGCCGGCUUCAGCUGCGACCGCUGCCUGCCGGGCUACUUCGGCGACCCUCUGGCGCUACCCAAGGGUGACUGCCGCACUUGCGGAUGUAACCCGGUGGGCACCGCGCAGCUGGAGGAUGAGCCGGAGGGGCCGUACCUCUGCGACCAGCUGUCCGGACAGUGCCAGUGCAAGGCGUUCGUGGCCGGCGAGAAGUGCGAACGCUGCGUGAACGGCUACUGGAACAUCCUCAGCGGCCAGGGCUGCGAGGAGUGCGACUGCGACCCGGUCGGCUCGUUCAACACCAGCUGCGACAUCAGCAGCGGCCAGUGCUUCUGCCGAGAGGGCGUGGUGGGCCGCAAGUGUGACCAGUGCGCCGUCAACAUGUUCGGCUUCUCGCGCGAGGGCUGCCUGCCGUGCACCUGCGACCCGAUCGGCUCCCUGGAGCUGCAGUGCGCCCCCGAUGGCCAGUGCCCGUGCCGAGAGAACGUCGAGGGGAUACACUGUGACCGCUGCAAGGAGAACAAGUAUGACCGCCAGGCCGGCUGCCGAGGUAGGUCCCUGGGGGCAUCCACACACUGCAUGCGAUCACGCCGCAGUAACCAUGCCACCGUCGGGCACCCAGGCGCAGAGACUGGGCUGUCGGUGCUGCAGGUGGACGCCGAAGCGAGCCCCGUGAGGCUGGAAUCGACUGUAGCUGGUUACUGGUUGAGAGCCGCGGCGCGCACGGCUGCCGUCUCGCGGCCCCUCCAGACGGCACCGCUGCACGCCGCGCCCCACUCGGGCCCGCUCAAGCCGUCAGUUCGACCUGACGGGAAUGUGGAGCAUUUUAUUGGGACGGGGAGAAUGCGUCGUCUAGGCGGCCGGGAAACCAGUCAUGGGAUUAAGCGAGCUUCAGAACGCUUUGGAUCACUGAUGGACCGCCAGGAAUCUGAUCGAAUUAACACGGGCUCAUUGAAUGACAUUUUAGAGCCAGUCUCAAAACCAAGGGCCAAGUCAGUCUCAAAGGUAGCCUCCACCGCGGACGAUAAUUACGCAUUGUGAAUUGAAUAGAAAGGGAAGUAACUUCUGGAGGGCUCUUCUUUAUUCCCUAAGCAUCUGAUCGGAUUGAGUUGGAUGUUGCUCGGAACGUCACACCGGCAUCACGAGGUGA